Molecule: messenger RNA, 4349 nt
Organism: Sabethes cyaneus
Lineage: Eukaryota; Metazoa; Arthropoda; Insecta; Diptera; Culicidae
Exons: 8
Coding region: 66-4310 (1414 amino acids)
Source: RefSeq, a predicted model, not a curated record
AGUUUAUUUUGAUUGCUAUUACAUUUUUAUUGAAAUUUUACUAGUUUCUACGCAUUUCACUAGAAAUGUCCAUAAAAGAAGAAAUCCUCAAACGGUUGAAUCGUCCGGAUCAGGACUAUUCUGCUGGCUUGCAGUAUGGAAUGAAACUGUGGAAAUCGAACAGCUUUUAUUAUAUGUCCAAGUACGAAGUCGUAUUUGAGUUUUUUCUUGCUGGAAUUGAGCAAUAUAUGCAAAAAAUAUCGAGGACUGAUUUGAAGGAUUUUGAUGUAAGCUUUGCGGUUAUAAACGAAUUCUUGGCUUUACCAUGCCCGUCCAACGCUCUUCCGCCAAGAAUAAUUCCCAAACUGCACGAUGUAUUCUGCAAACUGACCACAGUUGGCCCAUCUAAUUCAAAAACAUUGCUAGACGGCUGUAUGACGAUGGCAUUUGAUAUAAAAUAUAAAAAUUUCUAUAAAUUUGAUUAUGCCGGCUAUGGAAGAGCGUUGAAGACAUCUCUGGAAUAUUACCGCCGGUACCUUGAAACAACAUUUAACAAAGAACAGGAAGAAAUGGCAAUCCUAAGAGUUACAAAUGACAUUCGUAUAUACGUGAAAUCAAACGGCGAUGACGAAAGUUGGCGUUCUGCGUUUACUUCUGUGUUACCCAGUUUGUGUGACGUUAUCCUCCAGCUGAAAUCUUAUGGUUUGGAUCGGCAAGAAGAAUUAUUGGAACUGCUCAGGCUUAUUUAUUUCCAGGAUGGAAAAGGUUCAAAUUAUAACAGAGUGACGGAUCAAUCCAAAAGGCAUCUUUUUAUGAACUAUUUUGAAAUCGAUCAACUUCCAAUGCACGUUAUUGCACUUUUAACGGAAGGUUAUCUAAAAGCCUAUCGAGAAACCAAAAUAGAUGUUUUGUUGUUUCUCAAGUACAUAUUGUUGUACGUGUUUGCUGAUCCGGAUAAAUCUAUCUUAAAUGAUAUCCAUCAUAUAUUUCAACUAACAAAAUACGUAUUCUAUUUGCUGAGAAAAUAUUUUAUAAAAAUAGAUCAGAAAAUAGUAGAGGAUUUUGACUUUAGUGGAAUUCUUACACAUAAACUGAAAGAUUUUUUGGAUGGUUACAGUAAUUCAGAACACUGCCUGCAGGAUUUGUUUUCGCUAAUUUGCACGAUAAAUGAGUAUAACCCUUUGAUCUUGGAAACAAACAUGAUUAAUAUAAUCCUGCGUACGAUGUUCAUCAGAAAAGAACCAGACACAAUGGAUAAUUUUCAAGCUAUGAUUAUAUCUACAAUAAAUGCAUAUACAAAGUUGAAUCGCAGUGAAAAUUUUCGUGAAGAACUAUUUCUUAAACUUGGUGAUUAUUUAGACGACCACGACUUAGGAGAUCAGAUAAAAUUGUUGAGGAAGCAAACAAAGAAGAGAAAAUCAGUUCUUAUCGAUGGACCAUCCGGAAAACGCAGAAGGACCGAAACAGAACAGCAUGCAGCGAUGACACAAGAAGAAUCCACAUCUCGAUCCGCCGAGCGUUAUUUUGGAAUACUAUGUUCUCCAAAACAGGUAGAUACAACCGAAAAUAUUUGCUUUCAUUUGUCAAACCAAUGGAAGUCAAUUUGUUUUGCCUGGCCGGAUGCAAAUGGUCGUCUGAGUUGUGCAAUGCUUCAAUAUGUGAAAGGAUUGUUGACAAAACGUAGCUUCGAAUAUUGGCACAAAAUGCAAAAUUUUUUGGCUGAAGUAAUAGACAAUCUCGAAAGUGAAGAGCAUACGGAAACAGAGCUGUUCAAACUAGAAUUUUCCGUUUGUUGGUUGUGUUAUUAUUUUGCUGGCAAUACACUUGUGGAACAGACGAACCUUUUCUGGGACAAAUUAGAUCGUCAUUUCAAAGAGUUCAAUGAGCUGAUGAUUCGCUUUGGCAAGCUUCUAAUCAAAGAUAACACUGAUGAUCCGAGGGUGUUUGGAUCCUUUCUGCAACUUGUAUAUUUCUAUGGCAAUUACAGGAGUAUUGUCCACUAUUAUCGACCAGAUUCCAUUGAAUCGAGUGACCAUCACUUGGUUCAACAAUUUCUAUCCCCUGAUGAAUGGCAUAAACUAGAAACACGGGUUCCAUCAAGUGAGCAAUUGCUGCUAAAUCGGGUGCACUUACAAAAAAUUCGUAUUGGGCAGUUAAUAGCGAACUCAGAUAGUGAAUCUUGCGAAGAGUUAAUACAACAGAUUCUACAACCGUCUAGAAUCGACCAUCUUAGCUGGCUGCUACAGGAUCGUUCAACAAUUAUCUGGUUCUUAAAACAAGUUAAUUUGGAUCAACAAAAAUAUAUUGUAAAUCAGUUACUGUCCAAUAACUGUUUGCGUGAGAUUGAGUUCAUUAUAGACCAAAUGGGGGAUAAUCACGUUAUGAUGGACGCUCUUCUGCUUUGCAUUUACCAGCGUAUAACGAGUACCAUUCUUGCUGAUUGUAAACAGUCCGUUGCCAAAAAACUAUCAUUUGAUGCAAUUUACGAGUCUGAUGAGCAGCAAAUAAUGGCAUCCAUACAUAAAUUGUUACAGAAGAAAUCAGAAAAACAAUCGAGUAUUACAGAAAUUUUUGAGCCAAAGCAACUGAUGGAUUUGUUGAGAAUACUAGAUCAAGUGCGAAUUGAUGAGUUACCGCAAAAUCGUAAAACAGUGAUUGUUGGUAUUAACGUGUUACUUUUCGCUGAUAUUCAGCAUUGCGAUUGUGUGGAUGUUAUUGAACUUCACAAAAAUACUCUAAACAAGCAACUAACUUUUGGGAUGGUUCCGAAUUUGUUAAAAUUCUUUGAAUUUGAAACUCUUCUGGCUAUUUUUGGAAAAUCAUCAUCCCUAAUAGUAACGCUGCUGCGACAAACGGCUAUCUUUCUUAGCGACGAGGCCUUUGAAUGUUUCAAGCGCACGCUGGUGCACUUCUCGGAACAGCCAGAGGAGUGGUUUGAGCUAGUGCUCCUAAUUUUCAACGGUAUCCAAAAGAGCAAUGCCAACCGAGAGAAAAAUAUUUCUGCCAACGAUUUGAACGAACUACUGUUGAGUUUUGUCAGCGCUAUUGAGCAAUACCUGUGCGAGCAAGAUAUCAAAAAACUAAGAAAAGAGAAUUUUGAUGCUUUCAUUAAUUGUCUCAAAGGAUGCUCAUCAACAAUUCGUUAUAAAGUUAUCAAUAAAAUGCAACUGACGGAUGUGCUACAAGAAAAGGUGCUUUGUUAUUUAAAGCAAGCGAUUAAAGUUGACAAUCCUUCUUCGGAUCUUUUCCUUACGAAUGCACUACAGUACAAAGAUUUCCUUAGACUGGAACCGGAUCGAAUCAAAGAAAUUGCAGAAAAACGUUGGUGUAGUUUUUUACGAACACUACGAAUAAAAACCACUAAUAAACAGAACAUCCAGAGUGAUUCCGACGCUGAUGGGCAUUUGCAAGGGCAAAGCAUCAGGACGUUUUCCAGUUUUCUUACGCAUAACGAGCCGGUUUCCGAUUUCACCGUACGAUUGAAUCAACUGGAACAAGAAGCAUCGGUUAGUACCGAUUAUGACGGGAUAGAAUUUGUGUUUCGGGUUUACUCAACAUUUGCCAAAAAUGCUUUCACGGUUGGAGUCUCUGUAGACAUUGAGAAAGCAUUCGUAAGAUCAUUCGGAAUCGUAGUGGCAAGCAAGAUUUUACCCCUCUGUGUACAAAAAAAGAUUUGCGCAAACUUUAGCCGUUUGGAGGAAAUACUGAAAUGUUUUUCUGUGAUAGUUGGCAAUCCCAAGUUAACGCUUGUUCCUUCAAUAAUGGACAACAUAGUUGAGUUCCUAGCCAGUACAAACAUUCAAAAAUUUGCUAUAUCGGAUAACAAUGAGAAACAAUUUUAUCAACUUCAUCGCUUAAUAAGCGAUGUAUUGUACUUAUUAAUAACAACAAGACCAAACUAUGUUGUGAAUCGAUUGCCACAUUAUUUUUACGUUUUCAAUCAACUGAUAGCAUCCGUUAUCUGCUAUAAAGAGGAUUGGCCAGCAGACUCUCCAUUGAAUAGUUUUGAAAUUCUAACGCUUUCUGAUCUGCUGCUUCCACUAGAAAAAAUAAUGUCGCUCGUCAGUGAGAAGAUCGAAAAGGAUACUCGCAUUUUAGCGCCAUACAUACUGAUGCAAAUCAUAAGUUUCAUAAUUAAAAGCAAGCGCUCUACAACUUUACAUGAAAAAAUUUCGAGAAAUGUGCACAACAUUUGCUACGGAUUUAUUGGGUUGUAUGAUAAGCAUUCCUCCGGCUAUAUUUUGCGCUCAAGCGACGAGGCAUCAAGAAAUGUAUACACGGACAUUGAGAAAGGAUUCCGGAAAUACAGAUCCUUCCAUGGCAGAAUCUAAACACAUGUAAGUAACGACAGCAAUCCUAGUAAAUGUUCG